AUGCCUCAUUUUCUCCGUUCCCCCUGGCUGUUGAGCCAAAUAGCUCUGGCUUCGGGCUUGACGUUCAACAUUCCCACGACCGUACCGGCCAAUGCCAGCGGCCAGAUCCCGGAUGCCCCUGUGGGAGUCUCUCUUGAAUUCUUUGCCUUUCCUGGAUACUUCAAUGACGUCGCUUCGACUUCGAAAUGUCUGCAGAACCUCAAGGACGUUUCUGGAACGUGGCCGCCGCUGCGAAUUGGAGGAACCACGCAGGACCGCGCCACAUACGACGCUUCGUCCUCGAACGCGGUGACCUACACCGUCGCCAGCUCCGGCGAUGCACCAUCCACGCUCACCUUCGGCCCGUCGUUCUUCGAUCUGGCCGCGACAUAUGGCGGCGAGGUCAUCAUUGGGCUGAAUCGCCGCCUGAACAAUAUCGCCAACACCGUAGCCGCAGCGAAGCUCGCCAAAUCCAAGAUGACCAAUUUGGACGCCAUCGAACUUGGAAACGAACCCAAUUUCUUCACCAGUUCGGACCCCAUUGCCAACGGAGCGUCCUGGACUCCUGCUGCCGACUACGCGUCGCAGGUCGCAUGGCAGGAUCAAGUCGGCGGAAACUUGUCAGCCACGAAUAUCUUUUCCGCCGGUGUCUACUUCUACACCUCGCCCAUGAGUAUCCAAGGGCUCUCAGCCGUCGAGGGCAAUGCCAAUAGUUAUGUCAAGGACUACUGCUCACACAACUAUCCCCAGUCUGCAAGCACGGCCAAUCUAGCUAGCCUCAUGAGCCACAGUGGCAUUACUUCCCAGAUUUCUUCUUUUGCAGCUGAAGUCAGCGCCGCUAAAGCCAAGGGGAAAUCCCAUGUUAUGGGAGAGACAAACUCGGCUACCCAAGGUGGUGGUGGAAUCAGCCCUACUUUCGGAGCCGCUCUUUGGAUUCUAGAUUAUGUUCUUCAACUGGUACAUAUGGGAACAAAGGCGAUUUACUUCCAUCAGGGCACUAUCGGCAACUGCCAAUAUUGCUGGUGGGGAAGAUACAGCAUGGGUGCCCCAUACUUCGGUGCCUACUUCGCAACCAUGGCUCUCGCGGAUGCAGACCAGAUCGCUCCUCUAGAUGACCAGACUACUGCCUACGCCGGUUAUGCCAUCUACAAAUCUGGUGUCCCCGUCAAAGUUCUGCUUUACAACUCCGAUUAUUACACAAGCGGCACACGACCGUCGCAGACGUUCACCUUGACCGGUCUAUCGUCCUCUCGCGUCACUGCUAAGCGCCUGACUGCCCCUUUCUCAACCUCUCGAGUCGACCGUGGUUCGAACCCAACUGUUGCAGGACAGACAUUUACAAUCAACCAGCUCCAGGCCAACUGGAUCUGGACCCCCAACUGGAUCGAUUCCUCAACGAAGAAUACCGCCGGCCAGCUGGUCGCCUUCACGCGCGAAUUCACGCUCCAAUCUGCCCCGACCAGAGCCCUCCUAAAUUUCUCAGCAGACACACGGUAUAAACUCUACGUCAAUGGCGUUCGCGUCGCUGUUGGGCCGGCGAGGAGUAGUCUGUUGAUCUGGUACUACGACACGCUUGACAUUGCUCCGUUUCUGAAGCAGGGGGUCAACAAGAUCAAGUUUCUAGUCAUUCGCUACUAUGCGUCGUCCAGAACUGCGAUGCCGUUCGAGAGAACAGCUCUCCCCGGCUUGACAGUCAUUGGAAGCGUCGAAGCAGAUGCAGAAGCCGUCGACCUCAGCUCUGGACAAGGCUGGCGCGCUCAAGUGGAUGAGAGUGUUCUCUUCCCCAUUGGUCUGGUCGACGAUGUGUUCCUGCACAUCAACGAGCGCAUCGCCCCAACAACACCAACCCCGUCAGUUACGCCGAUCGUACAUGGAAUCAGGACGUUGAAUGGUGACUUGGCUCCUUGGCGGCUACGUCCCCGAUGUAUUCCAGUGCCCGAGGAAAGCAAAGUCGAUGUUGACAUUGUCCGGGCCUGUCAAAGCACCGUCGCUGCUACCGAUUGGACUGCGUGCUUGUCGGGAAAGCAGACGCUGAUCCUUCCUGGUGGUUCCUCCCACACGCUGGAUUUACAAGCCACAGUUCAUUCGACAGCGUUCCUGAGAUGGACUUUUCAAGCAGGCAAAAGGUCCCAUGUCAAGCUCAAGGUGACGUACUCGGAAGGAUAUGAACUUGAGCCCCGAUCAUAUCCAUUCUUCCGGACGAAAGCUGAUCGACUGGAUGCUGCAACUGGACAUCUCAUUGGGCCGUACGAUGACGUGGUGUUAGACAUCCCCGAGUCGCAGACCGUUGUGUAUGAACCGUUUUGGUUUCGGACGUUCCGCCUGUUGCGACUUGAGAUUACCACCGGACCUGAGCCAGUUGAGUUAUUGUCGUUUGAUGCUACCCAGGUCAAUUAUCCCCUCGCAGUCAAGGCUAGUUGGGAUGAGCCUGGAGACGUGCAAAGCAAGGAUAUCUGGGAUGUGUCGAUUCGAACGAUGCGGAACUGCAUGUUUGACGGGUACUCCGACUGUCCGUUUUACGAACAGCUUCAAUACUCUGGCGACUCCCGUGCCGUAGGCCUGUUCCACUACCUCCUCUCAGGAGACGAUCGAUUGAUGCGCCAAGCCAUCACCAACUUUGCCUCCUCAAUUGGGGUCGAGGGGCUCACCCACUCCCGCUUUCCAUCCCAUGUGCCCCAGCUCAUCGCCGGCUUCUCUCUGCUCUGGGCUCUGCAAGUGUGCGACCACCACGUCUUCUUUGGCGACACACGAUACGCGCGGUCCUUCCUGCCGCGGAUCGACGGUGUUCUCGAGUUCUUUGACGCGCAUGUUGACAGCCUUGGUCUUGUAAGCAACCUACCUGAGGAUGUGUGGCAGUAUGUCGACUGGGUGACGACGUGGGGCGCGACGGACGAGCAUCCUGACAAGGGAGUUCCCACGUCUGGACGGAAGUCGAAUCGCCAUACCUACUUCAGUAUGCUUUAUGCGUAUACCUUGCAACAGGUUGCAGGACUGUUACGCGCGGUCGGCCGACCUGGAAACGCGGAGGAAUACGAAUCGCGAGCGGCGUCUCUCCUUUCCGCAAUCCGGACGCAUUGUUAUGAUGGGCGCUUCUUCACAGAUUCAACCGCAGACAUUGCCGACGACCUGGCAUACUCUCAACACUGCCAGGUCUUUGCAAUACUGUGUGGCGCUGCACUCCCCGAAGAUAGGGCUCGUCUCGUCACAGAGGCAUUCGCAAAGCCACACUUCUCCAAAUGCUCGUACAUGAUGCAAUUCUACGCGCUGCGUGCCUUUUCCCUCGCCGGAGACGACGUCUACGAAGCGUACUGGGCGCAUGUAUGGGACCCGUGGAGGAAGAUGCUGGCGAACAACCUGUCGACGUGGGAAGAGGACGACGUGCGCCAGCGGUCAGACUGUCACGCGUGGGGAAGCGUGCCGGUGUACGAGUACUGCACCGAACUCGCAGGCAUACGGUCUCUCGCCCCGGGAUUCCAGCGGGUGUUGUUCAAGCCGCGUCUGCGAUUGAGCGAGUCUGUGUCUGCAAAGGUGGCGAUGGGGAGAGACAAUUUGGCGACUGUGUCGUGGAAGACGGGCGCUGGCGGCGUGGUUUCAGUGGUGUUGCAGCUUGAAAGAGCGGUUGAAGUAACGAGCCAGCUUCCAGGAGGCAAGGAGGAGGAUCACGGAGUCAUUUCACAGCUGACGCUAGAGUAUAAGAAAGGAGUCUAG
Ilyonectria robusta is the source of this 3687-nucleotide messenger RNA. RefSeq names its product Six-hairpin glycosidase-like protein. Gene Ontology annotation, biological process: carbohydrate metabolic process. The transcript is spliced from 10 exons. The coding region runs from base 1 to 3687 and encodes 1228 amino acids. NCBI's taxonomy places the organism in Eukaryota, Fungi, Ascomycota, Sordariomycetes, Hypocreales, Nectriaceae. The record is from RefSeq and is a predicted model, not a curated record.